Podarcis raffonei (Aeolian wall lizard) is the source of this 772-nucleotide messenger RNA. RefSeq names its product sperm autoantigenic protein 17 (gene SPA17). The transcript is spliced from 5 exons. Gene Ontology annotation, molecular function: calmodulin binding. Gene Ontology annotation, cellular component: membrane. The coding region runs from base 154 to 657 and encodes 167 amino acids. The record is from RefSeq and is a predicted model, not a curated record. Gene Ontology annotation, biological process: binding of sperm to zona pellucida. NCBI's taxonomy places the organism in Eukaryota, Metazoa, Chordata, Lepidosauria, Squamata, Lacertidae.
CGAGAGGUGGGGUUUCGGUGUCGCUCCCGCCGCUUCCUCUCCCGCUCCCCACAGUCAAAUAGGCCGAGGUGGGAUAAGACUGAUAGGAGUGCGAGAAGCCGCUUUGUGACGUCACCUUCAGCUGCAGGUGGGAUAGAAACCUAUUGAGAGACAAUGUCCAUUCCAUUCUCCAACACCACUCAACGCAUUCCUCCAGGAUUUGCAAAUCUGCUCGAAGGGCUUGCCAGGGAAGUCUUGAGGAGCCAGCCUGCGGAUAUACCAAGCUUUGCAGCCAAGUAUUUUGAAACUCUUCUCAUUGAAAGAGAAAAAAGUGGUUAUGAUCCAUGUGAAUGGGGAGCAAAAAUAGACGACCGAUACUACAAUAACCAUGCCUUCAAUGAACUUGCACCACCAGGAGGUGGCGAUAAAGCAGAGGAGAAGAAGGAAGGAUCUGAGGCACAGCCAGAGGGAAGAGUGGAGAAACCACCAGCAGCUAUGAGUAUUAUGAGCCUAACUGAAGAAGAGGCUGCUACAAAAAUUCAAGCCACAUACAGGGGAUACAGAUCAAGGAGGAACACAAAAUCCACAAAAGAAGAAUUGGAAGAAGUGAGGGAGGAGGAGAAGGCACCGGGAAAGGAGGAAAAGCCAAGUGAACCUGAAAAUAAAGAGCCACAGUAAUGCUACACAGCAACCUGCCAGCAAUCAAGUUUAGAAGUGGCGUAAGGCAAAGCCCCUGGGUCUGCUUUAGGAGCAUGUGUCACGUUUAUGAAAUAAACAAUAACCUUCAAAAAUG